UAGUUACUUAAUUGUGUUGUUGAUAGACGAGUCAAUUUACAUUAUAUAACUUGUAUUUUGAUGAUCUACAUAAGUUCAGAAUGUUAUUCAUAAAAUAUCUUAAUAUAAUUUUAUUAUUGAUCAACAGUAACAUAGUUUAUUCACAUGUGUCACCAUCUGAUUUUUUCGCUAAACAAUCUUUUCUCAUACAAACUGGAUUUUCAAACAUUGUGUGGACUUACAUUGAAUCCAGUGAUUUUAAACAUCAAAAUGUUUCUUCUCCAUGCAAAUCUAGUUUAUAUCAUGCUGUUGAAUCGAGUGAACAAGGAAAUGAUUGGCCAUUUAAAUUAUUUGAAGCUUCAGGACGUGUCCCAGCUGAUUUCACAGGAUUGGGUUACAUUGAUCCUGGUAAUUAUGAGCAAUGUUUAAACCUUGAUUGGAUUGGACCGAGUGGACUGAAAGAAGCGUCCAAAUAUUGUUUAACCUCUUUAUUACCAAAUAAUGAACAAUCCGCACAUACAAAAAUUUACACUCAAGAUAAGUUGAUUGACGAGAGACAUGCUUUGGAUAUUCAAAUUGGUUUUUGUAUUCCAUCAACUUGUUCAAAUGAUGAUCUAACUAUCGUACUAACAGAAGCUUUGAAAGCAUAUUCAUGGGAUCUAGUUGCUAUCAGAAAUUGUGAAGUUAAAACACAUUUCAUCGAGAGGUUGGUCCAAGCCUCAACACUUCAAAAGAUUUGUCUAUCAAUCUUGGCUUUUCUUAUUUUCACUGUGUUAUACUCAACAUAUUUGGAUAGAAAAUUGAAACGAAAUGAAUCCGAAUCGCCAAGAAAAUUAGCCUGGUAUAAACACUUCUCAAUCUACUCAAGUUAUCGUCAAAUUGUCCAGCCAAACAUGUCUUCGGAUCGCAUGUUGUCUCUCAUUAAAUUUGCUAUUUUAUUGCACUCAAUAGUUUUGAUAUUACAUACAUUAAUAUGGCCAAGUUUCAUCAAAGCUUUCCCUUUCAUAGCCGUUUCUAGCGGAGUUACACAUUAUAAAGACACUAAAAUACCAAUAUACGUAAACGGUGAAUGGAUCAAUGAAGGAUUAUUUGUUUAUGGAGGAUUCGCUCGUUCUGCGGAUCUAUGGAAAAAUGUUGGACCAGAAACAUCAUUCAUUCGGUUACUCGUCAAUAUUUUGUUCAAAUUCAUUGCAUUAUCAAUUUUGAUGACAAGUACAAUGUUUGUUCAGAUAGUGUUGCCGUUGUUCACUUCUGGACCCUCUGGUAUAAUUAAAAGCUCAGCAAAUGCCUGCGAAAAGUCUUUCUUCAAAGUCAUCUUUGCACAGGCACAUUGGAUUGACGACCCAUAUGAUGCGUGUGUUAUACAUUAUUGGUCAGUCUGCGUUGAAUGUCACUACUUAAUCCUAGUUGUAACGCUCAUCUACCUUUAUAAACGCCAUCCAAAAGCUGCUUUAUCCCUGAACAUCAUUUCAUUGGUUGCUGCCUUACUUUUAGUCGCUGUGCAUACUUACCACAACCAAUAUCCAUUUCAAAUUGGUAGUCGAGGUGCCGAUAAUUUUGAUGAAACACUAAGAUAUGUUGUCAACGUCAACAUGACAGCUUCAAGGCAUCUUUGGAUUUACCUGUUGACAACCUUGUGCAUCUAUCUGAUAAUGAAUUCUCAUCAUUAUAUAAUAAACAAAGUUCAUCGUCUAGGAAUCAUUUCUCGAAAUCUUACUAUUUUUGGCAUUUUCCUGACAAUCAAUCGUCUGCUCUACAUGCUUGUGACCAACUUUAACAACACUCGAUUAAAUGAUGCCAUUUAUAGCGUGUUACAUCGCAUUUUGAUUAUCAUAUUUUAUUCCUUCGUUAUGUUUCUCCAUGGCGAGGAAACAAAAAGAUACUGUUCAAAUAAAGUCGGAAAGGUUGGAAUAGAGGAGAGUAACAAUAAUGAUAACAGCAAUAACAAGGGGAAUAUUGAAGAUACCUCAAUCAGCCCUGGAAGAGUGAAAUUUUAUCACAUUGUCUCUGCCAUUUUGCGUUCCAGUUACUGCAUUCACCUGCCAAUAUUGAUCAUGUUCACAAGCUCUUUAAAGAAUCCAAUUUUGACACAAAGUGAACUUAUUUACCAUGUAACCAUGCAAAUUGUUUGCUGUUUAAUCGGUGGAUUUUUAUUCCAUUUAUUUUUCAUUGGACCGUUAACCAGUAUUUUUAUUUCAUUGAAAAAAUCCAAAUCUCAUUGAAUGUUACAAGAAAUUUUAAUGUCUAAUCAAUCCACAAUACUAAUAAGAGUGACAAACUGUUAAUACCACUGUCGCAAUGCGAUAAAUUGAUAAUAAAAAAAUCUAAAGGAUGUUGUGGCAAAAAGUAGACUUUAUUUAUUUGAUAAAGAAACAAGAAAGAUCACGAUUGGGAAACUUGUACAGUUAACAUUGAAAUACCCAAAUUAUCCAUGUGAUGUAAAAAUUAGAAGUUAUGAGAAAUAAAGAAUCUCAUGGAAACAAA
Molecule: messenger RNA, 2463 nt
Organism: Tetranychus urticae (two-spotted spider mite)
Lineage: Eukaryota; Metazoa; Arthropoda; Arachnida; Trombidiformes; Tetranychidae
Source: RefSeq, a predicted model, not a curated record